GACACCAUUGAUUAUAACUAUCGCAUUGAUAGAAGGUGUCAGAGAAGAUAAGACCAGAUACGUAUCGCAACGAGCGAAGAAAACAAAUGGACGCACAAUUUGUAUUGGGCGUCGUUUUGAUUGUCACAGGAUUUAGAGCCGAUGUUCAUGGUUUGAGAUGCUACAUCUGCGAACGCCAGGAAACCUACGCAGGCUGCACAGCUCAUAUCACCACCUGCGGGGCGGACCAGGAAUGUUUCAUGGAUGAGCUGGUCACCGUUACCAACAUUAACUACUCUGCUGGAUGCAGAUCUAAAGGGGCCUGCCUGUCCUCCGGUUCUGGGGUCGGGAAAAGAACUGUGACCAAGAGACAGGACUUUGAAUUGCGGUCGUGUUCUCAGUGCUGCAGUUCAAGUGACUUCUGUAACGGGUUUCUCUGUGGGAUCAGCAGCGGAGUAAACAACACGGGUUAUCAAAGAUGCUACUUCUGUCAGAAUACACUAAACCCGAACGAUUGUCACAACAUCGUGACCUGCGAUCAGGAUCAGAUUUGUGGCACCCAUGUCGACAUGGCCCCUGGCGGAAGAUUUGUGUUUAAUUAUAUCUGCCAGCCCAAACAGCGAUGUUUAAUUGCAACGCAAUUCAUCGUUAAAAACUACCGCGAUCCCUCAACCUAUCCCCCUGUAGGAAAACGGACGACGGGGCGUAGUUCAGCGACGUGCAACAUCUGCUGCGGCGACACACUAUGCAACUUCGGAAGCUGCCUUCAGCAAGCGGCAAAGAUGAAUUUCUUGUUACAUAAUCAAACCUUUGAUCUCGACACGUUGACACGGAUUCCUUAAUUUAAAAAUCAGCGCUUUGUCAGAGUUGUACACUUAAUAAAAAUGUACAGGUCUGCA
This is a messenger RNA of Dreissena polymorpha, 878 nucleotides long. RefSeq lists its product as uncharacterized. Lineage: Eukaryota; Metazoa; Mollusca; Bivalvia; Myida; Dreissenidae. The transcript has 10 exons. The record is from RefSeq and is a predicted model, not a curated record. Bases 87 to 821 code for a protein of 244 amino acids.